Messenger RNA from Racocetra fulgida, 375 nucleotides. The record is from the annotation of a GenBank genome assembly. NCBI's taxonomy places the organism in Eukaryota, Fungi, Glomeromycota, Glomeromycetes, Diversisporales, Gigasporaceae.
AUGGGAGCUUGGGCAAUCGCAGCAGUAACAGUCUUUUCUCUCGGCAUGUUCAUUAAUAUUAUCGUAGAGAAUUUAACAUCACCUUUUCAAAAAAAACCUCGUUCAAAUGAAAAUGAAGAAUGCAAAGAAGAUUUUGACGACCAGGAUGAAAAUAAUUCCACACGAGACGAAAGUGAUAAUUCCACACUAGACGAAGGAAACGAAGGUGAUUAUUGGACGGAUUUGGCUGAAUAUAUGAGUAUUAUAGAAGAGAACGAAGAUACCGAUUCGGAUAUAUCGGAUGAUUAUUCAGACUUAGACUUGGGUGACAUUGAUUAUUAUUUUAAGGACUAUGAUUGGAGUUAUGAAAGUACUGAUGUUCAUGAAUCAAAAUAA